AUGUUGAAAUUAAUCAGUGCAUUAUUGGCUGUGCUUUUUGUUAUCUCAAUUUUAUAUUCAAACAAGGUUGAAUGUCGAGUAAUUGAACAGGACUAUAAUUCGAUUCCAGUUUCUCAACAUCAGUUUAUCACUGAUCAAAGUAGUGAAAAUAAUCAGAAUAAAGUUUAUCAAGGUGACAAUAAAUAUAUUAAAAGGAAAAGCGAUUUUCUUCUAUCAUUAUAUGGCUUACCGUAUACUCUUGUCAACAAAAGAAAUUUUCAUCGUUAA
Messenger RNA from Rotaria socialis, 267 nucleotides. Lineage: Eukaryota; Metazoa; Rotifera; Eurotatoria; Philodinida; Philodinidae. The record is from the annotation of a GenBank genome assembly.